ACACUGCACCCAGAGCGCCUGCGCAGACCCUGAAAAGCGGCCAGGGAGGCCCCACAUUUUCCUUUUCCGGUUGCAGCGCCUCGCGGUGAGGACCUCUGGCCCACGUUCCAGCCAUGCCGUCCAAGGGUCCUUUGCAGUCUGUGCAGGUCUUCGGACGCAAGAAGACGGCCACAGCAGUGGCGCACUGCAAACGGGGCAACGGCCUCAUCAAGGUGAAUGGGCGGCCCCUGGAGAUGAUCGAACCCCGCACGCUACAAUACAAGCUGCUGGAACCUGUUCUGCUUCUAGGCAAGGAGCGAUUUGCUGGGGUGGACAUCCGAGUCCGAGUGAAGGGUGGUGGUCACGUGGCCCAGAUUUAUGCAAUCCGCCAGUCCAUCUCCAAAGCCCUGGUGGCCUAUUACCAGAAAUACGUGGAUGAGGCUUCCAAGAAGGAGAUCAAAGACAUCCUCAUCCAGUAUGACCGGACCCUGUUGGUAGCUGAUCCCCGGCGCUGCGAAUCCAAAAAGUUUGGUGGUCCUGGUGCCCGUGCUCGCUACCAGAAAUCCUACCGAUAAGCCUGUCGUGAGGAUGAGGGUUCAUCUUUAUAAUAAACAGUUGUUACGGGA
Lutra lutra (Eurasian river otter) is the source of this 605-nucleotide messenger RNA. RefSeq names its product ribosomal protein S16 (gene RPS16). Gene Ontology annotation, cellular component: cytosolic small ribosomal subunit; ribosome. The record is from RefSeq and is a predicted model, not a curated record. Gene Ontology annotation, biological process: translation; maturation of SSU-rRNA from tricistronic rRNA transcript (SSU-rRNA, 5.8S rRNA, LSU-rRNA). Gene Ontology annotation, molecular function: RNA binding; structural constituent of ribosome. Bases 114 to 554 code for a protein of 146 amino acids. The transcript has 5 exons. Lineage: Eukaryota; Metazoa; Chordata; Mammalia; Carnivora; Mustelidae.